GCCCAUGGUUAAUGGACUCUGCUGCUAGUCACCAUGUGACUUCUGAUUUGGGCAAUCUCUCUCUCUAUUCUGAUUACAAUAGCCCGGAUGAGAUUCUUGUUGGCGAUGGCUCAGGAUCUUCGCACGGGGGCGCCACUGCUGAAAGGGGCAAAUAAUGGAGAUGUUUAUGAGCUGCCUAGUGAUGUGGAUAAUGUUCGUCUCGCUCUUGU
This is a messenger RNA of Linum tenue, 209 nucleotides long. The record is from the annotation of a GenBank genome assembly. Lineage: Eukaryota; Viridiplantae; Streptophyta; Magnoliopsida; Malpighiales; Linaceae.